AUGACUUCGAAUAACAGGGACAUAGCGGUGACCGUUACGGCUUUCUACUUGAAAAUUAUCGGCUUCUGGUUAGCUGACACUUACGAGGAGAAACGUCGAAGAAAAUUCGCGCAGAAUUUCACGAUAUUUAUGCUGGUGUGCGCUGUGGUAAUUGAGACGAGGGAUAUCUAUUACACCUGGGGUGAUUUCAGCAUCGUUGUAUACAUAAUGUGCAACAUUCUAACACUGGGCAUAAGUUUGUUCAAGAUCUUUCUCUCGAUGUGGAGUAAGAAAAAACUUUUGGAAUUAAUUAAAUUCGCCAGAACGAAUUUCUGGCAUUCGGAUUAUGACUCGCAGGAGCAAAUUAUUGUGAACGAGUGUAAACGCACUUGUACAUUCCUUAUAUGCGUGUUUAAUUUCUUCGCUAAUGGGACAGUGUCUGGAUACAUAAUCAGGCCAAUUGUAGCAAGUAUUGGAAAAAAUGAAUCCGACAGGUUACUUAUAGUCAACUUCUGGAUUGACCUGCCGAUAACCAUCACACCAUACUAUGAAAUAUUAUUUACGAUACAGAUUUUUAUCAUAAUGUACGUUUGCAUAAGCUACCUUUGUAUCGACAAUUUUCUGUGCAUGAUCAAUCUACACACAGCUACUCAAUUUCGAAUAUUGCAAUACAGACUGUCGAAUGUGUGCGGUGCAAACGAACGUAGCGAUAAAAUUUCGAAAAAAACACCGUCCAAUUCGGACGAAUGCUACGCUAAGUUCAAAAAUUGCAUUCAACAGCAUCAAGCACUCAUAGAAUACUGUAACAAACUUCAAGAGGUGUUCGGUAUAUUUGUGCUUGCACAAGUGUUGCUCUUCAGUUUGUUAAUGUGCCUCGAUGGAUAUUUGGUGAUGGAAGAUACUCCCAUUAUGCAGCGCCUUACUUUCUUGUUUCACCUAACGGGAUGCCUGUGCCAACUGUUGAUGUUCACCUACAGCUGCGAUUGCCUGAUACGAGAAAGCUUGAACGUGGCCAAUGCUAUAUACGACUGCUCGUGGAUUCACUUGCCAAUGGACAGAUCUGGGCGAAUGCUGCGAAAAGAUUUGACAUUCGUCAUUGGAAGAUCUAGAGUACCUUGCUGUCUCACUGCUUGUGGAUUCUUCCCUGUGUCACUGGAAACGUACACUUCGAUUUUAAGUACCGCAGCGUCAUACUUCACACUGCUACGAAACCAAGAAGCAGAAAUAGUUGAAACAUAG
Habropoda laboriosa is the source of this 1218-nucleotide messenger RNA. RefSeq names its product odorant receptor Or2-like. Gene Ontology annotation, cellular component: plasma membrane. Lineage: Eukaryota; Metazoa; Arthropoda; Insecta; Hymenoptera; Apidae. The record is from RefSeq and is a predicted model, not a curated record. The transcript is spliced from 6 exons. Gene Ontology annotation, biological process: detection of chemical stimulus involved in sensory perception of smell; sensory perception of smell. Bases 1 to 1218 code for a protein of 405 amino acids. Gene Ontology annotation, molecular function: odorant binding; olfactory receptor activity.